Messenger RNA from Tricharina praecox, 1179 nucleotides. RefSeq lists its product as uncharacterized. The coding region runs from base 1 to 1179 and encodes 392 amino acids. The transcript has 9 exons. The record is from RefSeq and is a predicted model, not a curated record. Lineage: Eukaryota; Fungi; Ascomycota; Pezizomycetes; Pezizales; Pyronemataceae.
AUGGCGGCAACAUUCCUCGACGGUGUUGUUGCUCAGCUUGUUGCACGGGAUGCCCCUGUCGACAGUGAUGGCGUGGGCAAGAAGUCUGGACAGAACAGGGAAGCGUUUGUUUCCAGCAUCACGCUGGCCAUGAUCGCCAUCACGGUUGUCAGCUUUUGUCUAGCGAGACGGCUCGCUGGAAUUUCAAGCUUUAUCGGAUUGCCUCUAGCUCGCUGGUUAAUCUUUGCCAUCUUCAUCGACAGUUGGCUUUUCGUCUUUUCGAGUACUGUGCUGCAAUCCAGUUUCGGCUUGAAUAGCAGCUUGAGGGCCUGCGAUGCUGGAAUUUUGCUCUGCUUGGUGUGCUAUCUUAGCUCGAAAUUGAUCUAUUUCUUUCUAGUCGAAAAGGUCUUCAUAAUCCGUGGAAGUCGCCAGAGAUGGAAGGACAAGCUGUUCAUGUUCAACAUGUUCGGCAUGCUCGUUCCGUACUGCCUGGUCAUCGUCUUGACUUUCAUAUAUCGCAAUGCCGAGAUCGGCGACGACAAACUGUGCCGAAUCGGACUGAAGCUCCCCGCCAACAUCCCGUUGCUGAUCUUUGACAUCGUGAUCAAUGUCUAUCUAACGUGGCUGUUCCUGACACCGUUGCGAGGUCUCUGGAGCUUCCGAAACGGCACUCGAACCAAACAAGGCCGACUUCGAAGGGUUGCUCUGCGCACUUUUAUUGGUAGUGUUGCGACGCUCCUGUCGACGCUCGCGAACUUGACUUCGUUGCUCAUAUUGAGAGGCCGUGAGCCAGGCUGGGUUUGCUUUGCGGUUUGCAACGCUGACGUGCUCUUCUCGGUUUUGGUACUCCAUUGGGUCACCCACCAGGACGACGAUGGAGUGUCGACUAUUACGAAGUGUGAAGAGUGCGAACGAUCCGUAGGCGGCGGGGGUGUCUAUUCGCUCGGUUCAGCAAUUAAGAAAGGCCCCACCGGUUUCGAUCAUGACCUGCAGCGCGGAUUCGGGGGACAGGUCAUCACCAACUGCGAGGCGGCCUCGGAGAGUUCGACCAGCAAGAGUCGGCCGAUCCCCUUGGAGGGCAUCAUGACGAGGACCGAAUUCACCCGAGACGUCGAGAGUCUGGGCGAAAACUCUUCGGACAUCGACCUCCAUGGAGUCAACAAACGGGAAUCCUCGACAGACAACAUCCGGGACGUCUAA